Caenorhabditis auriculariae is the source of this 4238-nucleotide messenger RNA. The record is from the annotation of a GenBank genome assembly. NCBI's taxonomy places the organism in Eukaryota, Metazoa, Nematoda, Chromadorea, Rhabditida, Rhabditidae.
AUGUACCAGCCCAGCGAUAGGAGAACCUUCGACCACGCCCCGCGUGGGCGAAGGUUCCUCAGUUGGUGGGUUGCUGGUUCCGCGUGUCCCCUCUAUCUCUCCUUAACUCCUGCCUGCCUGUAUUUCCCUGUGUCAAGCAGCUGACAUCCCAAACAGGAAGGUCCAAUACGCCAACCUUUAGAAUUGUAUCUGGAGGGAGUCUCUAGACUCUAAAGGCGGACUUUUGGAAUAAACGCACAAAAAGCUCUUUUUGAAAUAUUAUAAUUAAUCAAUCAUUUCCAGGUACGGAAAGGUACACUGAAACUGAAGAGCGGCGAGCAGGUCGAUGUGGCUGUUAAAGUGGUGAGAUAUUCUUACAUCGAAAUUGAUUUUUAUCUCUUUGAUUGCUCCAGGCAAAGCUGGAGACGUUGACGAAAGAACAGAUCAAGGAAAUAAUGCGGGAAGCGCGGCUGAUGCGGGACUUCAAUCACAAGAACAUUGUCAAGUUUUACGGGGUCGCCGCCGGACAAGAACCUUUGAUGGUGGUCAUGGAGCUGGUGAAAAGAGAUUUUAGAAUCCUGGAGGAUUUUACUAUUUCCAGGCCACUGGCGGUAGUUUGGACAGUUUUCUGAAGAAAAAGAACACGCCUACGUCGACCAAGUGUGAUUUUGUCUGGCAGGUAUCGUGAGAAAUUUUAUUUUUAGGAAACAAAAUUUAUUUUGAAGUGUGAAUUCGAAGAGAAAUCUCAGAAAGAAAUUGAUAAUUUCUUCAAAAUUAACCAGUAUGCUUCUUGAUGUACUAGAUGAAGUUUCUGAAAAUGCGAAAGACCCGGAAAUUACGGACUAAACUUUGAAAAAUUGCCUAUUUUAGCUUUGAGGUAUCAUUUUUUUCGAAAAAUAGAAAGUUUAAAUGUUGUGAAUUUUGGAAUAUUUAUUUACCAUGUCGAGAAAAAAAUCUGGCCAGAUUUGAGAAAAAGUCUCAUCCUCAUAGAAAAUUGGCCUUCCUGGUGAGUAAAAUCUAGGGAAAAUGAGGAUUUUUGCGAACAAAAAGCUGUUCCAGCAACUUUGAAUUUUUUUUCAUCUCGAAAAAUUUUCCAGAAUUAAAUUAAAUAUGUUGAUAUUAAAAUAAUAAAAUAUCUCAAAUCACAGGCGGCAAAAGGUCUGGAUUAUCUCCAUUCGGUAACGAUCCUUCACAGAGACAUUGCAGCAAGGAAUUGUCUAAUUGGCGAUGGAGUGGUUAAUUCAAACUCACUAGAAACCUAACAAUAUCCCUUCUUUAUCAGGUGAAGAUAUCCGAUUUUGGAUUGUCGAGACAAGGCACUAUCUACCAAAUGGAUCCCCAAAACCGAGUUCCCAUUCGUUGGCUCGCGCCAGAAACACUGAGAUUAUCGGUCUAUUCGCAGAAAACGGACGUCUUUGCGUUUGGUUUGGAGAUUUUCAACUUGAUAUAGGAUCAACUCCAUGUUUCUCAGGCAUUUUGUGCUGGGAGAUUUUCGAAGACGGCUUGGAGCCAUAUCCCAACAUGACCGUGGCCGAGGUUCAUUGCCGCGUCAAGGAAGGCUAUCGCAUGGACAUCGCUCCUUAUAUUCCUUACGAAAUCGCUAUGUUGAUUGUGAGAUAUUUUACGUUGGGAAAUCAAAUCAAAAUAAGACUUUUAUUUCUCACGCACAAUCGACGGAAUAAAUGUAGAAAAAUAUGGAAUGUUCCAAAUUUCUCAUUUUUUUUCCCAUCAGGCUCUCUCGUCUUGAUAAAAAUUAUCAAUAGAACUCAAAAAGAGUUCUUGUUAAUUUUGAUGAAAAUUAAAAAAAUAAAUUUUAGACAGUAUGUAAAUUUCUGUCAGGUUUUUUUGCACAACAAACAGCAUAUCUGACGACUUUUUUUAGAGGCCGGCAAAUUUUAUUUGAAAAAUCGCGAAAUUUUUUUCAUUUUUUUCUGUUUUCAAAGUUCUAUUUACAGCGAAAAUGCUGGCUUACCAAUCCACAAGACCGUCCGUCCAUGAGCGACGUCGACAAGCAAAUGCAGAAAAUAUUGAAAAAUCUACCGAAAAACAUUGACGAAAAGAAGUCGGCGGUGGGCAGGACUUCGAAAAAUGAAAAGUCGGGUGAUGGCGGCAGGGGUCCUCAGGUAAGAUUUCUGUUUUUUUUUCUUGAGAAUAACCGGAAAAAUCUAGGAAUCCACAAAUAUGAAUCCAUUGUCUCCGAAUUCGGGAAGUAGGAACCUGCAACCGUCGAGCAACCAGCAAAAUCCGAAUCGUCGCAAGGUUCGUUUUUUUUUUCAUCAAUAAGAGAGAAUGUCAGAAAUUGAUUAUUUUUCUGAAAACAAAAACUGAAAAUUCGACUUGUCUGAAACUGUGUGAUUAAGCUUCUGACGGGGAAAUACAGCCGAGAAAAACUUGCUGUGAAUGUGAAAGUGAAGAAAGGCCAAGGGCAAGCCCCGGGCGCCAGUAAUCGCAAUAAGAAGAAUAAACGUUGAAUAUUUCGAUUUGAACUUUGGAUCGUACUUUUAUCAAUGGUAUGACCAAUUCAGAACAAGAACAGAUUAUUUUUGUCCCUUUUUCAGGAUUCUUCACUGAUUUCUUACAUUUUUUUCUAUUCAACAAAUCGCACUAUUUUUAACUUGGUUCACGAGAUCGAAAAAGUUUUGAAUAAAUGAUUUUUUUCAUUUUUUGGACUUUUAUUCGCAAAGAAAUGGAAACAGUGAAGAAUUUUGAGAAAACGGGAAGAUUAUUGAAAAUCAGCUUUUUUUCUUUAGUGCAAUACAUUAUUGGAAAAAUUUUGAUAAGAAGUUCGUGAUGUUUAAUUUUGAAAAAGCUAUAAUUUGUUGAUUUUUUUGACCUUCUCUGAAAAAAAGUUCCUUAAAAAUUCAAAAACCAAAAUUUCAAAAAAAUUGAAGUUAGAAUCUUGAAAAAAACUUCAUCAUGGGCAGAGCCUCUACAGUAAUCUUAUCUUUUCUCUUUUUUCAAUACAAAUAUAUCAAAUUAUUACACUAAUCUUGUCAGACUUGUCCCUUUUGUCUCAAAAAUUUCUUUUUUUUUUGAUUAUCUAAUCAUUUUCCAAACCAACGCCGACGGUUGUUCUAUAAAGAUUUUUUUUCUCCUUAACCUUAAUCUCUGAAUUUUUUUCUUGGGUGGAUCAAAAAGUUUCUCUUUCAAGUCCAUUUCAAAGGUACCUUUCCUUCCGAGUCAUUCAAAAAUAAAUUCACUACUCUCACAGGUUAAAAAUAAUUUUGUUGCGUUUUUUUCUGAAACAUUUGGUUCGAAGAAACUGUUAAGUUGAAAUGGAACGAGCUUCUGGGGAUGAAGCAGCGACAGGCGAGAAAUCCUCUUUUCGACGCGGUCCGUUCCAGCGGAAAUGGAGGCGGAAGACCGUCUUCCAUGAGCAUGCCGAUAAGCAGCACCAUGUCCAGGACGACCAAGAGCAAAGCUGUCCGUUAUUUUCUUAUUUUAGAAAUAAGGUUUCAAGAAAUGAAAAGAGACUGAAAGUUUCAAUGUAAAAUGAGCUGAACUGAAAAAUUCAAGGGCGCAAAAAAUCUUUUUCUUCAUGAGAAAUACGUAGGAAACGUCUAGAAGGGCCUUAAGUUUGAAAAAAACUUUUGGAAACUUAUUUUAGCAUUUUUUUAGAAUGCUCCCUUUCAGAAUGAAGAAGUGUAAAUAUAAAUAAGGACGACGGAAAAAAAUUUCAAAAAAAUAGUUAUAAAAACAAAAAAAUUGAUUUUUUUAAGCGCAAAAAUUUUGUGAAGUUGAUUACGCUCCAUUGAUAAUCUGCCUCAAUUUUUCAAAUUAAUCUUUUUUUCAUUUUUUUAUGACCCUUGCUUUGAAAGAAUAAAUUUACACUCUGAAAAACGGAUUUUUUUAAAGUAUUUUUUUCUUCCAGAACUUUUUUUCCGUAUGAAUCGCAGUGUGUUGCCGGAAGAUCGUGUUUUGGUAAUUUAAUUAUUUUUUUCAAAAAAGUCUAUUUUUUUUCUUUUCAGAGGAGUACAACGUUAGCGCCAUUGUCACCAGUGGUAAUUUCAUUUUUUUUUUUAAUAUUUGAAAUAAUAAUCUAUUGAUUGCAUCUGCUUCGAGAAGCUGAAUAAAUUCAGAUCUUCCAAAAUAAAAAGAACAAAUUUCAGCGUGGCGGGAACAUUUUCGACAAGAGAUCAAAGGAGUUUGUGAGCUUGAUUUUUACUUUUUUUCAAAUUACUGAUUCCCAGGAUGAGAAACAACAGAACUCUACUGACAAACAGAACUCUAAUGAAAUAACGCCGAAGAAUAGUCAGUAG